Messenger RNA from Dermatophagoides farinae (American house dust mite), 1727 nucleotides. RefSeq names its product innexin inx2. Gene Ontology annotation, molecular function: gap junction channel activity. Gene Ontology annotation, cellular component: plasma membrane; gap junction. Gene Ontology annotation, biological process: phototransduction. NCBI's taxonomy places the organism in Eukaryota, Metazoa, Arthropoda, Arachnida, Sarcoptiformes, Pyroglyphidae. The record is from RefSeq and is a predicted model, not a curated record.
ACAAAAAAGCAUAGAAACAAAUAGAUUUAAAAACCAUAAAAAAAUUGAUGCCAGAUUUUUUUUUGUUUCAAAAAGGAUCUAUACACCACCAACAGCAACCGGGAGAGAGAGAGAGAAGACAUAGGCCUUUCCCAUCUACAAUUCGACUAAAAUGUAUUAAAGAUUACUUCAGUGAAAAGAUCUUAGUCUAUUUUUUUGUAGGCUUUAGGCAUUCAUUUUUCGUUCAUCCCAUUUACCAGAAUUCAUUUGAAGACUACGAUCAAGAAAAGAAAAAGAUUCCAAAAGGAACUACUACACAAUCGUCAUCAAUCAUCAAAGCCAUUUUGUUUUAGAUUUUGGUGACGGUCACCAUAACCACCAAUCGAAAACUCAUCAAAACAAAUCUUCUGUUGCUGCUUUAUUAUUUCAAAUUAUUUCAAGAAUUCAUCAUAUAAUUCCAAUUUGCCUGUGACCAUUUCAUAACAAACGUAUCCUGUUAACUUCCGACGUGUGUUUUGUUUGCGUUCUGCAAAAUAAUCAAAAUAGAACGCCACAUUCAUCAUGGAAUCAUUAUUUUCAUCAUUGAAGACUUUCUUCAAUAAACCACCAACUAUUAUUGAUAAUCUUGUAUUUCGAUUACAUUAUCGUGGUACAUUCAUCAUAUUGGUGGCAUGUAGUCUGAUGGUAACAAGUAAACAAUAUUUUGGCGAUCCAAUCGAUUGUAUCUCCAAGGAUGAUAUUCCUAGUAAAUUGUUGGAUACAUAUUGUUGGAUACAUACGACGUUUAGCAUUGAAAAUGCAUGGAAAAAAACUGUUGGACAUGAAGUUCCAUACCCUGGAAUUGAUAAAACAACCGAUAAAGAAAGACGUGUCUAUCAUGCCUAUUAUCAAUGGGUUUGUUUCGUUCUGUUUUUUCAGGCAGCAUUUUUCUACGUUCCCCGUUACUUAUGGAAAGCAUAUGAAGGUGGCCGCGUUGCCAAAUUGACCGUAAAUCUUAAUACACCAUUGGGUAGUGACAACAAACGUAUUAAAUUAUUGGUCAAAUAUCUCAAAGUGUAUGAAAAUCGCCACAAUCAUCUAUUCUAUUUCUACUCCUUCAUGGAAGUAAUGAAUCUGGUUAAUGUUCUUGUUCAGAUGAUUAUCAUGAAUCGAUUUUUGGGUGGCGAAUUCACUACCUAUGGUUGGGAUGUUCUUAACUUUACCGAAUGGGAUUGGUCAGUCCGUUAUGACCCGAUGAUAAAAGUGUUUCCACGUCUCACCAAAUGUACAUUUCAUCGAUAUGGUUCAUCCGGUGAUGUUCAAACUCAUGAUGCCAUGUGCAUUUUACCCAUUAAUAUUUUGAACGAAAAAAUAUAUGUUCUUCUCUGGUUUUGGUUCUAUAUGGUUGCCAUUAUCUCAGCAGUUGCCAUAAUCUAUCGUAUGACUACAUUGCUGUUUCGACCAGUACGUGUGUCUCGAACACAUGCCCAUUGUUCUAUCGCUAAUCGCUAUGAUCUGGAUAAUUUACUUGAUCGUCUAUCGGUUGGUGAUUGGUUCCUAUUGGAUAUGUUAGCAAGAAACAUGGAUGCAUCCUGUUUUAAUCAAUUGAUCACUACCUAUCAUAAGGAGGAUGAUUCUCAUUCUAAAGCUUGAAUUUAGUCCAGAUAAUUUUUUUUUUUAUUUAUCUAUUUCUAUAUUCCGACCAAAUGACCAAAUUUUUGUUACAUUAUUUGAAAAGGAAAAAAAAAAUUCUCCAUUCUUUGCUCAAA